CCUGUGACUGAGGCUUUGAAUAAGUAUCCUGUGGAAGAUGCUUCUUUGAAUAAAGCUCCUGUGACUGAGGCCUUGAAUAAGUAUCCGAUGGAAGAUGCUUCUGUGAAUAAGUCUCUUUGGAACGAGACCUUGAAUAAGUAUCCUAUGGAAGAUACUUCUGUGAAUAAAGCUUCUAGGACUGAGGCUUUGAAUAAGUACCUUAUGGAAGAUGCUUCUGUGAAUAAGGCUUCUGUGACUGAGGCCUUGAAUAAGUUUCCUGAGGAAGAUGCUUCUGUGAAUAUAACUCCUUGGACUGAGGCUUUGAAUAAGUACCUUAUGGAAAAUGCUUCUGUGAAUAAAGCUCCUGUGACUGAGGCCUUGGAUCAGUGUCUUGUGGAUGAUGCUUCUGUGAAUAAAGCUUCUUUAAGUGAGGGUUGUAUGAAUAAAUGUUAUUAUCUUAUGGAAGAUGUCCCUGAUGCUUCUGUGAAUAACAACAUCAGGAAUAAGUAUCUUGUUGAAGAUGUCCUUGUGAAUAAGUCUCUUGCGACUGUGGCCUUCAAGAAUAAAGUCCUUGUUGAACAUGCUUAUGUGAAAAAGGCUCCUGCCCCUGGAAAUGAUGCUCCUGUGGCUGAGGAUUUAGGAAAUAAGAUCCUUGUUGAAGAUGCUUCGAUGAAUGAGAUUCCUGACACUUUAAAUGAGGCAUUAGUGAAGCAAGAAAUAAUGCCAGAUCAGUCAGACAAGAUUAACAGUGAACCAUGCAGAGAAGUGUCACCAGAAUGUCCAAAUGUUAAAGAAGAAUGUGUUAGUGAGGGAGAAGAAAGUGUUAGUGAGGAAUCAGAGUCUGACACAGAAAUUGAAGAUAUAAUGAAUUACCUUAAAGCUGAUAAGAAAUUGAUCAAGAUAACUGAAGAUUCUACUUCUACUGAAGAAAAUGCAGAAUUAGGAAACAGAAGGAGAAGCUCAAGAGUUCAGUCACGGGGUUACAGGCCUAAUUAUGCAAGCUUGGAUUGGAUAGAUGACCAUGAGAAAAACAGUGAUGAUUAUGUAUCUGAAAUUGUGGUUACAAUGGAGGACAAACAGAUACAUGGAAGAAGAAAGCAUACUUCUCCUGCUGACACUGCAGUGACAGAAGAUGAUAAGUUUAGAAAUGAUUUUAAAACUAAAAGAAAUGAUAAAAGGAAAGUAAAAGAUCCUGAUUUUUUUCCUGAUGAAAUUGAAUGUUUUGAAAAUUUGGAUGAAAGUGAUGAUAGUUCUGAAACUGAUGACAUGGAUGAUGAGGAAAGCUACAUGCUGGAUAAUGAAGGUGAUGACUUAACGGAAAGUAAGACAUCAAAUAAAGAUAUGAGAAAGAGAAAAAGAAAAAUUGGUAAGUCAGCUGGUAAUAAUUGUAAGAAAAGGAAAAAGUCAUGGGUCCAUAUAAAACUAGAAGAGCAUCAGGAUAAGUACAGCAAAGAAAUUGUCAAAUCAUUUGCAAGAAAAGAUCGUAAUGUUGAUGUAACAGAAGAAUUAUUCAAAUGUUUAAUAUGUGGCAAUUUCAAGUCCACAGCUAGAGAUCUUUUUGAGGAACAUAUUGAAAAACAUGUGAAUAAGGUCCUGGAAUGUGACAAAUGUUCUUAUGUAGGUUACUCUGAAUUUGUGUUAUUAAAGCAUAAGUUUUCUGUUGGACAUGCAUCUGGAAAAAAACAGUUUAUUUGUGAUAUAUGUGGCAUAGUUCUAUACACAUCAGUUGCUAGAUUGACACAUAUGGGAAAGGAGCACGGUGACCCUCAGUUUAAAUGUAGUUACUGUGAUGAGAAGUUUGCUACAAAUAAUAGAAGAAGGAAGCAUUAUAGAACAGUACAUACUGACCUUGUCAAGUAUUGCUUCAAUUGUGAAACUGAUUACCGUCACUUAAGUUUGGAAUACUUCAGAGAUCAUCAAAGUUCUUGCAAGGUCACAAAUCAGUGCCAGGUAUGUGGUGUAUGCCUGUCAACAAAGAGUGGAUUAAAGAAACAUAUAGAAUCUAUACACAUGAAUGUGAGAAAUUACCAGUGUUCUACAUGCCCAUAUUCUGCAAAAUGUUCUCAGAGACUUAAAGAGCAUGAAUUGAGUCAUAGAAGUGAUCAUCAAUUCUUUUGUGACAAAUGUACAUUUACUUGUGUUCAAAAAUACCAGCUAAAGUCUCACAUGAGAACACAUACUGGGGAGAAACCAUAUAAGUGUUCACAAUGCAAGUUUGCAGCUGCAUGGAAUGUUCAGCUAAAGGAACAUGUCAAAGUUCACGGGAUGGAAAACACAGUGGCAUGUUCACAUUGUGAUAUUGUUUUUCGUAAUCAAAAAGCUUUAAAAAUGCAUGAGAAAAAAGAUCAUCCUGAAAUUCCUGGAAAUAUUAAAAAAUCGAAAAAGCGACGAUAGUUAAUGUUCAUACUUGUGUUAAGACUGUACAUUAUACAACAAUAAGUUUAAACAUAAUAUUUUGUAAUUUUGUUUCGCCUAAAUGGCUUUCAUACCAGUGGAUUACGGAGAAUGGUGUUUUUAUAUUUAUGUACACAUUUUGCUUUGUUUUCUGUAAAUUGAGAAAAAAGUUAAUAAUAGAAUAAAAUAGAAAUAAAGUAAACUUUACUCCACCAGAACUGAAUUGACCAAUUUCCUCACUGCGGUAACAUCCCUUGAUCAGCAGUUAAGGGUUAAGACCUACAACAAUAGCAUGUA
Molecule: messenger RNA, 2670 nt
Organism: Ruditapes philippinarum (Manila clam)
Lineage: Eukaryota; Metazoa; Mollusca; Bivalvia; Venerida; Veneridae
Product: zinc finger protein 37-like
Exons: 4
Coding region: 88-2373 (761 amino acids)
Biological process (GO): regulation of transcription by RNA polymerase II
Cellular component (GO): nucleus
Molecular function (GO): RNA polymerase II transcription regulatory region sequence-specific DNA binding; DNA-binding transcription factor activity, RNA polymerase II-specific
Source: RefSeq, a predicted model, not a curated record